AUGUCAAUAGACUCUGUGACAUCCACUGCCAACGAUCUCAUGGAGCAUAGUCUGCCACUGCGAUCUAAAGGGUCCACAGAUCCAAGCCCAGAUUUGGAACUAAUACGCCUAACCCCCCCAUUCGACGAAGCCGACGAGGCGCUCCUACAGCUCAAAGCUGGAUUGAGACCUCUACGGCAACGAUACGACGAAAUCAAGAUGAUAGAGGCAUACCGAGCAGCCUUACAACCACACGAAAAAAAGAAGCAGGAGCUCACUCAUCCUUCUACACAGCUCAUAGACAAGCUGAAGGAUGUGAUGAGAGCAAUCGCGGAAGACUUGGACAGAGAAAGGGGUAUACCGAGGAAGUCUGCAUACGAACACGUAGGAGAGCUGUUGGAAUUCAUGAGCAUUGCUCCCAAGAAGAGAUCCGCCACACGCGCUGUCACUAGAUCUCAAACGCGAACGGAGACACAGAGUGUGUGCAAUUAUGAGUCAUUCAAAACACAGGAGUCCAAGCUGACCAGGAUACAAGACGACAUCUGUAAGAGUUCGAUGAGAUGUGAUGACCAACUGCCCGAGCGUGAUCAGACGGUCGGAAAAAAGAUGGCGAAGGAGAAGGAAACAGCCAAGUGGGCAACAGAGGUCGCGACAGACUUUGGGGAAGCCAAAAAGCUUUCUGCGGUAGCUGAGACAUCAGGGAUAGAUCUACAGGUGGAGAGCGUCGUCAUACUACAUGCAAUGAUUGUAAUGAUCAACUCCUCUCGCAACAUCUCUUUAAGAUCUACGAACGGUAUCGAAGUGCUUACAACAAAGCAUCUCAUGGAGACAAAUUUGCCUUUGCGAUCUAAAGGAUCUCCGGGACCAGGUGACGAUCUCACAGAUUUGAGUUACCUAUACAAGCCCACCAUAAGGCACAUGGGGUCUCUCCAACGACUCUCCGACAAGAGCCAAAGUUUGGAAUCGCAGCUCGAGCAACUCGACAUGAUGGACCAGUACAGAACUGCCCUGGAGCAACACAGAGAAAAAGUGAGAGACCUAUCGCAGGAACACACAAGACUCGGGCAAGAACGAGAUCAAAUUAGAGCGAGGCUCCACCGAGAAGAGGAAAAAAUGGUCGCAUUGGCACGCUACGCGCUCCAAUGCCUCGAUACUGGAGUCGAGAGACCGUGUGAGGAAACCAAUGAACAAUUCUCUGCAUUCCAUGACGCUUUGAUAGCGUAUGUCUCAUGCAUCAAGUCUGACGAAGAAUACGAGCAUCGAGUAAAAGAAGAAGCCGGGAGCUGGGACACGGUGAUUGCGACAAACUCCGAGGGCAAAGCACUCUACGAGGCAGCUGAGGCAUCAAGUCGAGAUCUAGCGGCAGAGAGGGCUUCUAUUUGGCGCUUGCUGAGAGAGAUUGAAGCAGAUUACUGCGAACUCCUGGACGAAGAAUUCGGGAGUUGA
Aureobasidium namibiae CBS 147.97 is the source of this 1425-nucleotide messenger RNA. RefSeq lists its product as uncharacterized. The transcript is spliced from 6 exons. Bases 1 to 1425 code for a protein of 474 amino acids. Lineage: Eukaryota; Fungi; Ascomycota; Dothideomycetes; Dothideales; Saccotheciaceae. The record is from RefSeq and is a predicted model, not a curated record.